This is a messenger RNA of Phyllostomus hastatus (greater spear-nosed bat), 3864 nucleotides long. Its product is annotated as spermatogenesis-associated protein 31D1-like. Lineage: Eukaryota; Metazoa; Chordata; Mammalia; Chiroptera; Phyllostomidae. The transcript is spliced from 4 exons. Bases 1 to 3864 code for a protein of 1287 amino acids. The record is from RefSeq and is a predicted model, not a curated record.
AUGCAUCCUUCAGCAAUUUGUCAGUAUGUCUUUUAUGUGUUCUUACCAGUUUAUGGCUCAAAGGCUUCUGCUCCAGGUUGGAAAUCUUGCCAGAGCGAAGAAGAGGAGGCAAGGAAGGUUCUUUCUCUUCUGCAAAGCUUUGUAUCUCCUGUCUCCUUCAGGCCCCUAGGCCAGCAUCAUGAUACCAUCCGCUUCCGUCAGCUGUUAUGUCCAGACCCCUCCUGUGAGGUGUGUAAUAAUGCAACUGCUGAAGUCAAUCGGCUGCUGUUCCCAGAGGCCCUGGAAGAUGCUACUAGUUUGACUUCCACAGCUCCUGGUACUAAGUCAUUAUCCUCUCUGUCUCCUACCUUCUCACACUGGGUUACUCUGCCACCAGAACCUUUUUCUACCUUGGAAUCCAAAUUUCUAGUAGGCCAUUUCCCACCCCAACCCUUUGCCUAUAUCCCUCUCUCACCACAUGACACUCAGAGAACAGAUUCUAUUAUCUACCAAGAAUCCACUUUGUUUCUGAAUACCAUCUUCUCAAGUGAUCCCACACUUACUCAAGUUAUCAACUCCUUACCAGGUUUGUCAGAAACAAUGAAGCCUACUGAUUCAUUUGGUUGUCAACAUGUCCCACCGGUGCUGUCUGUUUCAACACCACCAGACUGCCCUUCCACUGUGACUCAAUCAAAAUCAAUUGUCACUUCAUUGAAGCCUGUUGCAGAGGACUCAUCUCCAGGUAGUCCUGGACCAUUGUCCAGUCAUGUCCCAAUAUUCAGAAACUCUGACCUUUCAAACCUAUUAAUAUCAAACAUUUCUUGUUGGCAGACUUUUGCCAAGAACAUGUUUCUCCCCACAUUAUCACACUCUCAUUUUCAGCAAGAGCAUGUUUUCCUCCAUCUACCAGAGACCUGUCUCUGGGGAGACUCUGUUUCAAAGCACACGGAGGCCAGUAGCCAUUCUUUCCUAGGCCUUAACAUCCAGGCACUCCUGGAGAGUAAAGUGAAAAAGAGAAAGAUUUUAGAGAAGAAAAAAAGUGAGGAGGGACCAUUUUCAACACAAAUGUGGUCAGAAUACCAACGGACGUCUUCAGGAAAUUCAUCGCAACCACCUGAUACACAGGAUGCCACAGUCCCCCAGACUGGCUGGAACAUUGAAGACAAACCAGAGCAGCUGUGUAAUAGCCAGCAGCUCUUGUAUGUCAAGACUUUGGGGAAAAACUUGCAGCAGAAAUAUAGCCAGCUCUUCUGGGGUCUUCCCUCUUUGCAUAGUGAGUCCCUGGUGGCUGCUCUCCUGGUUUCUAGAAGUAGUUCCCCACUAGAGAGCCGUUUUGUUCUAUUCAAUGGAAUCUGUAAUGCAUCUACAGUCAAAAUGCAGCAACAAGAAUCUCCACUACUUCCUCAUUUCCAUCUCCUUCCUCUACUCAAUGUAGACUCUCAACAUUUGCCUCAAAAUAGGCCCCAGUCACAAUCUUUCACUCAGGUGCAGCAUCAACCCCACUUUCAAUCCCAACUCCCAAUCCAAUCACCUUCUCCGUUCCAGAUUAGAGACUGUGUAGAGCCUAUCCAUAGACCCCAGAAUGAGUCAGGCUCUAAUAUCUUGAGUGAAAAUCAACACCUGGAAUGCCACACAUUGCAGAAGCAACAGGAAAGUUUGCAAGAUUCAGUCCCUGUUCUCCAAAAAUCACAAGAGGCCACUUGUCCUCGAGCUCCCAACCUUCCAUUGGUCAGCCAGUCAUCCCAUGCCUAUGCACCAGCCUCUAUCCUCCCUGGCCAUUUCUGUAUCACCAAUGAGCCUCAGGAGAAACUGCAGCUCUAUGCUCCAAGGAGGUUAAUUCCACCCUGGUGCCCUCAUGCCAGUAGGAAUGUAGAGCCUCUAGCACUGAUGGCACCUCAGUAUAAGUUAACAGAAACCUCUCAACAGAAAGGCAGUCAUGCUCACUUACAGUUCUCUGACCUUCAGGGACAGUGUAGUAAGUCUCUAGGCAAGGGUGAACUGAGUUUCCCAGGAAGUUUCUGUGAGGGGGAUCCACACAAAUGUCAGCUAAGAGAGGAAGUGAAGCGAAAUCUUGGGUAUAUCCUAGAAAAGAGCCCAGAAGACAGCCCACAAAUGGUCUCAGAAUGCUACCUAGUGAAGGGUCUGAGGGCUGCCUCAAGGAUAAAAAAUAACUGUGUAUGCCACUCAACAAGUCACUUGGGGAAUGAAUUAAUAAAUGUCUUGAGGAAGGACAUAGACCAGAAUCAAAUGAAAACCAUUCUUAGGUUACAUUUGAGCAAGAAGUCUUGGCAGAUCACUGAGGGUAGGAUCCCUAUAUGUGUGUGUCGUUCAUGGCUGGCUGAGGACAACACAUUGCUUUCUUCUGGGAGUUCCCAGACCAAUUUGGAAAAUAUGCAUUCAAAAACCACAAUGAUUGGUAGAGUCAACUGCCAGAUUACCACUCUGGAGCUUCCUUUUCUUGAUUCCAGCACGCAACAGGCACUCGAAGCCCAUAUUAUAAGGUUUCGUGUGAGUCAGAGGUGGGGCCUCCCACUGAAGGUUGUCAAAUCUAUUAAAUUAUAUAAACUGAGAGAAGCCAAAACAUGGCCUCUUCCCCAAUUCCCUUUCUCAGGCACCCAUAUUUCUGCGGUAGUUGCCAAAGCUGAGGUUUCCAAGCCUCUUGAGGGAACUUCCAAAACUUUUCAGGGAAACAAUCUGAGAAUAAUAAAUUCAGUUUCCAUCCUGGAUUGUCCUCUGGAUUCCUCAUAUGUACACAGUGAAAGACACAGAGUCCAGAAAAUAUCACACACUGAUAUGGAACAUAAGCUUGCAGAGAAUGCCCAGACAAUUGUACAUGGCAGGCAGACUUUUCAGCUUCUUACACACAGCACCAUAGACAAAGGGAGUCAGAGUAAGACUUUACUGUACAAUAGAUGCAGCCAAGAGAUGCCCAGAAAGCAAGCUGGAGCUGGACAUGAGCCAAGGUAUGAGAAUGUGGAUUCCAGUGAUAGAGCAGAAAUGAUUCAGAGCCAAAAGACAGUGGAGAAAAAUUUAGAACAUUCUUGCAUCUCUAGCAUGUUUAGGGAGAUAUUCAACGCCCAGGAGCUGCAUGCUCUUAAAUCACCAUCUUGUGACAUCUUGACAGCCCAGGAGUUUGGAGGCUCCCAAAUGAUAAAUGUCAAUAUGAGUAAAGAAGAAUCUACCCUGACCACUGACUGUUCCUCAUCAAAAAUAUCAGACCCCCAAGAUUCUAAAAUAUUAAACCCGAAAAAACAGGUCCUUGGUGAGUUUACUUCAGAUCGCUUGCUUUGCAUGUCCUCACUGACUCCAUCCCAGGGCAUCUCCAGUGGGGACAUGGGAGCUUCCCAGAGUCCUCAUGUCCACUUUGAGGACAGUGGAAUCAGCCCAGAGCUGAGGCAGGAGUCCCGGGUCUCCAAGCAUGUUUUAUGGGAGUGUCAGGAUAACCAUUUUCCACCAACUGAAAAGGAACUGAGAACCAUGGGCUCCAAAGCAAAAGAAUGGGGAAGUGAGGAUUCAAGUGUAAGGACAUCUAAAGCUGGAAAGAAGAGCCACCCUAUUAAGAACAGAGAAUUAGAGGGCACUUUCACAUCUCUGUCACAGGAUGAACAGUUUCCUCCUGAUAGUUAUUUCAGAAAAAAGAUGAGGCAAUUUUUUCAGUGGAUCAAUCCCAAGAGAAAAAUCAAAGGGCUGGAAACUCCCCAGCAAAGUGCCAAGUUCAUGUCAAGCUUUGCACAGAAACAUGACUCAGCUGAAAGUGCAGAUAUCUUUUUGAGUUCUGAGCUUCCUGAAGCUCGUGAGCUCAUGGCAACUAUUGGGAAGAUCCUAGAAAAGAAAUUGGCAUGUAGUCAUGAACUUGAGGACUUGAAGUUAAGUCAACAGAAGUAG